Molecule: messenger RNA, 1067 nt
Organism: Neurospora hispaniola
Lineage: Eukaryota; Fungi; Ascomycota; Sordariomycetes; Sordariales; Sordariaceae
Product: GNAT domain-containing protein
Exons: 3
Coding region: 248-964 (238 amino acids)
Molecular function (GO): N-acetyltransferase activity
Source: RefSeq, a predicted model, not a curated record
GUCGCCAGAAACCCUUCCGGGGGGCCAAGCCACAAGAGAAGCCCACGUUACCACUAUAACCCACUAUAACGGGGCUUAACGGGCAUUACGAAAUUUACAGUUCAAAGGGUGGGUAUUUUACCUGAAUUAUGUUACUGUCAAAACACAUCGCGCGACUCGUUGAAGGAACGCCUUCAACCCAGACACAUAUCUCACUCCUAAAUCUGCUUGUCCUCCACAAAGCCGCUCACAAGGCAUACCAGUUACCAUGAAGCUUAACGAAUCUUCUGCUGUUUCCACUACACGAGCUCUUCUUGUCCCAUAUGAGAGCAGACAUGUACCCUCGUACCAUCAGUGGAUGGAGGAUCCAGCAAUCCAAGAAGCAACCGCCUCGGAACCUUUAACUCUGGAGGAAGAAUACGAGAACCAGCAAUCAUGGCGCUCCUCUCACGACAAACUGACCUUCAUCAUCUGCCAACCCGUCACUGAUAAUUCAGCGCCAUCCGUACAUGCCGGCCAGGUGGAUUCUCCAGAAAAGAUGAUUGGCGAUGUCAACCUAUUCCUCUAUCCCAACGACGACGAGGAGGAGCAAGCCGACGAUCGGUUCCAGUGCAUUGGUGAAGUCGAUAUCAUGAUUGCUUCUCACGACCACCGUGGCAAGGGCCUGGGAAGGACGGUGGUGUCAGGCUUCUUGCAGUACAUCUCCCGCAACCUGGAGGAAAUCCUGCAUGAGUACUACGCCGGCGAGAGAGAGCAAGCCGGUACGGCCACUAACAGUCCGAAACCCCGACUCAGGAUGCUCAUGGCCAAGAUCAACAAGGACAACAGCAAGAGCAUUGCCCUUUUUAAAAGCCUCGGGUUCGAGCAGGAGGGUGAUGUCAACUACUUUGGAGAGCUCAAGCUGGUUCUUCGUGACCUUGGUGCGUAUGCAACGGCGAACGUCCCUGAAGGUUAUGCGGAAUUGGUCUAUGAAAGGGAAGACUGAAGAUUUAAUCGAGACGACUUAAUCUGAUUCCACUCGCUGAUGAGUGGUCAAGGUUGUCAUUCAGACCACAAAGUGACCUACAUGAGGAAAAGCACCGAUCGAC